Messenger RNA from Coccinella septempunctata (seven-spotted ladybird), 4689 nucleotides. Its product is annotated as tetratricopeptide repeat protein 21B-like. The transcript is spliced from 8 exons. Lineage: Eukaryota; Metazoa; Arthropoda; Insecta; Coleoptera; Coccinellidae. Gene Ontology annotation, cellular component: intraciliary transport particle A. The record is from RefSeq and is a predicted model, not a curated record. The coding region runs from base 565 to 4503 and encodes 1312 amino acids. Gene Ontology annotation, molecular function: protein binding. Gene Ontology annotation, biological process: intraciliary retrograde transport; protein localization to cilium.
UGUAACUGCAUCUGUGGUUUACAUUUUGUUUGUAUACAAAUUUGAAGCUAUCGGUGAUAGACUUAUUAAUCCAUUUUAUAAACAGUUUCUUCUUUCAUAUGUCCACAUUAUAUACCUAUCGUCAGUUGGGAAGGAUAAUAACUUCAAGAUCCUUUGUUAUGGUUGGAACUAGGAGCACCUCAUCUUUGUCCACUUAUGACGACGGUACGGCUGAAGUAAUUCAAAACUUGAAAAAAGGCGAGGUUGUUGAUACUGGAACCGAAUUACGGGCAGUGCUGGGAGCAUCUCAAUAUGCUAAAGUUUUAUAUAACAAAUUUGAUAAUAUUUAUGACUUGCAACAUGCUGUUAUACCCGAUGUAUACAAAGGGAAAGGCGUUGGGUCUAUUUUCGCCGAGAAAAUAUUCAAUCAUCUCAUAACGCAAGACAAAUCAGUGAAGAUAAAGAUAACCUGUGAAUUUUUGCAACACUUUUAUGAGAAGAAUCAGGAGAAGUAUGAAAAUUAUAUAGAGAAAUAGAUCUACUAAACUAAUAAAAUAUAAAAUUAAAGAAUAUUUUCAUUUCAUAAUGGACCUAGAUGAAUUGAAAUCAACUAUUUUCUAUUACUUUAGAGAAAAGCUUUACAACUCGGCAGUGAAUGCAUCAAAGGAAGGAAUCACUAAAUAUAAAGGUCAAUCUUGUUUUCAUCUGUUUCAUGCACUUGGGCUUGUAGUGAACAACCAUGUGGAAGAAGGAAUUCAAAUAUUAGAGUCGAUCAUGUCUGACAAUGAGAUCAAAUUAUCAGUCAUAAUAGCUCUCAUGUAUAGCAAUAAGUUGCUGGGUGUAUGUAACAAAGAAGUAUAUUUGAGGUUGGACGCCCAAAUGAAGGAGACACGAAAAGUCGCAGAAGCAAUAGAUUUCUAUUAUUCUGGAUUUGUUCUGUUUUCAUUAAAUAAACUAGAAAAAUCUCUGGAUUACUUAGAUAAGGCUCUUACUUUGCAUUCAGGUAUGUUGGAAUGUUGGGCAUUGAAAGGGUGGGUUUUACUGGAACUCAAAAAAACUGGAAGGAAGUCUGUGGCUAGUAUAUCGGAGAUUUUUCUACAAUCUCUUCAAAGUAAGGCAAACCUCGACUCAUUCUUAGGUCUGGGGGAGGCAUAUUUAUAUGAAAACAACUAUGAAGAAGCCCAGUCAGUUGCAAAUAAAACUGUUGUGAGAUUCCCAAACAUAUAUCUUUCACUUAUUUUGAAAUUGAGAGUUCAGUUGGCCAUGCAACAAUGGGAUCAUAUUGGUGAGACUUUGGGCAGAAUUCUAACUCUCAAUCAAAAUUCGUUGGAUGCGUUACGAGUAUCUAUAUUGACAACACUUUGCCAUGAUGCCGACUAUGAAGAAGCAGUCCAUUCCAUAAAAGAUUUUUUAACAGUUCUUGAUAGAACAGAACAAAAAAAUGGACAUUUCUUAUUAGAAUCUGCAAAACUGUUUUCUGAGGUUUGCGAAAGUAACCCAGAUGUUCUUCAGGAAACUUAUAGCAUGAUCGAAGAAGCUGCCCGAAAUUUUUCCGAUGAUGCAGAUUUCAUUUGUGAGUUGGGAUUUCACUGUUUGAUGCAGAAUGAGAUGGCAGACGCCUCACGAUUCUUCAAAAGUGCUCUCAAAAUCGAACAUUCCUCUACAAAGGCUUUAAUCGGUACUAUAUGCAUUGAACUUGAACAAAAUGGAGUUUCAGAAAAGUUGAAAGAUCAAAUUGAACACCUCCUCGAUAUGAAAGGGGCUCAAAACUCUGCAAUGACCAUGUUACUCAAAGCAAAAAUAAGUGAUACUGAAGACGAGGCCAUUAACUGUUUGAACAAAGCAUCUGAUUAUCAUUUGAAUCCACUCAAACAUUACCCAUAUUCAGUUAGUUUCCUUAAACUUUUGAAUCCUCAUUUCAUGCUACAGUUAGCAAAGGAAUACUUGAAAUAUAUUCCUUUUACUUCUGAUUUUUCUUUCACCAAAAAACCAAAGACACCUAGUGCAGCUGCAAUAGCUGUGGAAAAUAUUUUGACUAUAUUACAUAAGGCCUGCCCUGGAAUGAUUGAACCACUAUUUCUACUAGCAAAUAUUCAAUACCACGUAAUUGGAGAUGUCAAUAAUGCUACAUCCAAUCUUGAAAUCUUAUUGAAACGGGAUAAUAUACCUGGUGAGGCUUAUCUGCUCAUGGCCCAGAUACAAAUUCGCAAUGAAACAUACGAGAGAGCAUCUCAAAGUCUUGAAGAAGGAUUGAGCAUUGAUUUCAAACUAAGAGAGAGUCCGAUUUAUCACUUCAUUUCCGGAAUCGUACAAAAAAAAUUGAAUAGUUUCCAGGAAUCAAUUAAAUCCUUAACUACUGCAAUUUCAAUUAUCGCAGACAAAAAAUAUAAAUCAAAAACCGACAUUGACUUAAACGAAAAAGCAGCAAUUUACAUAGAGCUAAUAGACGCACACAAUCAGAUCGGACAGGUCGAAGAAGCGAUGAAACUUCUCGAAGAAGCUACUGAAGAAUUGCAAAAAACACCAGAAGAAUCAAGGAUCGUUCUGCUAUGCGCAGAGCAGGCCCUCAAUCAUAACAAUGUGCAGGGCGCUCUCGACUUACUUAACAAGGUUGACCGUUCAGAUCCUUAUUAUUCUCAAGCAAGAACUAGGUUCGCAAAUAUUCUUUUGGAAUACAGGAAGGACAAACAUGCCUAUUUGGAAUGCUAUUUAGAGAUGGCUAAGGAAAAUUCCUGCAUCGAAACGUACAUCCUAUUGGGAGAUGCAUAUAUGACUGUGCUAGAGCCCGAUUUAGCCAUAGAGACUUACCAAAAAGCCCUAAAAGAAAAUCCUAGAGAUCCAUACAUCAAUUUGAAGCUGGGGGAAACUCUGGUUUUCGCUCAUUAUUUCCAUAAGGCUGUUGAAUUCUACAAGGAGGCGAUAGAGCUGACAAACUAUGCAGAGUUGAAGUUGGAAUUGGCACAUCUUUAUAUGCAAAUGAAAGAAUUCAUCAAAGCUGAACAUCUCCUUAUAAGUGAAAUUGAAGUCGAGAAUUCUAACAAUGUAGAUGAUCUAGCUUUUCUUCAAUAUAAGACGAAACUGCUGAAUUUAUUAGCUACCAUCCAAGAGAAGGCAGGUAAUAAAGCGGGUGCUCUUAUCACUUUGAAAGAUGCCAGAGACAAUCAAAAUAGGGUCAGGAAACGUUUGGCGAUAGAAUUACCGAGAGUUCCGCAAAGUGAAAUUGAUAUUUUAACCUCCAUUUACACCAAGCUUGCGGAAAUGUCGAUUCAAAAUAAGGAUAAUGAUGAAGCCAUCAAUUAUUAUAAAGAAGCAUGUGAAGUCGCCCCAGAAAAAGUUUCUAUAUUAGGAGCUUUGGCCAAACUUUACAUACAGAUUAAUGCUCUGGAGUUGUGCCAACAAACAUGCGGUGUUAUUUUGGACAUUGACAAUGAAAAUGAGGAGGCAUCACUUUUAAUGGCAGAUAUUGCUUUUCAUAAGGUUGAUUUCGAUAUGGCACUGUUCCAUUUUACUCAAUUACUGGCAAAACAACCCACCAACUGGAAUGCCUUAGUGAGAUUGGUGGAAGUUAUGCGCAGAACAGGAAAUUUGGAAGAUUUCCCCGAGUACCUCGAUAAGGCGGAAAAGGUGUGCGAGAAUCCAACCAAAGAGGGGGGUCUGCUUUACUCCAAAGCCCUUUAUCAAUGGUACGCAGGCAAUUUGAACAGUGCGUUGAGGAACUUUAACGUUACCAGACAAGAUCUUGAUUGGGGAAUGGAUUCAAUCUACAAUAUGAUUGAAAUAUGUCUCAAUCCCGAAGACGACAUGUUGACUGAUCAGUUGAUGGAUAAUGAUGAUUUGGAGUAUAGAGAUUCUAGGUCUAUGGCUUUAAAAACGGCCGAUCGUCUCUUGAAGGAAUUGAAGCAAAAGUUGGGCGAGAGUGUUCUAAAGUACAAACUCUUGGUGAACUUCCGAUUAUUGGCGACCAAAGAAAAGCCUUUGAUAGAACAAGGGUUGGAAGCGUUCAUCGCGCUUGCUUCCCAAAAUGCUUAUAAAGAUAAUAUUGGUGUUAUAUUGGGUCUAUCUACAGCUUAUACACUCUUGAAACAAUCUCAAAGGGCCAAGAAUCAGCUGAAAAGAGUUGUUAAAAAUGUAUGGACCUUCGAAGAUGCAGAAUAUUUGGAAAAAUGUUGGUUGCUUUUGUCCGACUACUACAUACAGUCAGGAAAGUACGAUGUUGCAUCAGAUUUAUUAGCCAAAGUGAUUCAUUACAACAAGAGCUCUAGAAAAGCUUACGAAUAUCUGGGUUUUGUAUCUGAAAAGGAACAGAAAUAUAAGGAUGCAGCCGCCAACUACGAAUUAGCUUUCAAGUAUACAGGAAAGAGUAAUGCUUCAAUCGGGUACAAACUGGCAUAUGCCCAUUUGAAAUCAAAAAAUUAUCCUGAUGCUAUCGAUGUUGCACAUCAGGUAAUCAAAAUAAAUCCAGAAUAUGCUAUCAGAAUGAAAAAGGACAUUCUAGAUAAAUCAAUGAACAAUCUGAGAAUAUAAUUAUUGUAAUCAGAUUCGAAAUAUUUCAGAGUGUAGUUUGCAUAAUUUUUUUUUUAAUUUGUUCAUUCAGGUUAAGUAAUUUCGUGUUUUAUAUGAGAUUGCACACAUUUGUUACAAUCAUGUGAUAUUUGAAACGUAUCCGUCCAUGUUGUAUUGAAUAUCUUUAAAUAGAUGAAUAAAAAUGAA